This is a messenger RNA of Cuscuta epithymum, 1565 nucleotides long. The record is from the annotation of a GenBank genome assembly. NCBI's taxonomy places the organism in Eukaryota, Viridiplantae, Streptophyta, Magnoliopsida, Solanales, Convolvulaceae.
AAAAAUUGCUCAUUUUAUUACUCCGUAUCUCCUUUAGGAUGGUCCAACACUCCAACUUAUAGACUUAUCUGAAAAAACGCGGAGUAUGCAAGAAAAAAAUCCAGUCCUCUUUUACCUCUUUAAGAGAGGUUGGUGUUUUCAAACCUUUUUAUUGGCUAUAUUUCACACCGACUAUAAAUGAAAAGUCCUCAUAUAUACCAAAAAUAGAGAAAGAAUCUGAUAUAAAUUCAGUCCAGUACUUGUGUGGGACAGAUGGAGAAGAUGAGAUCGGAUGAAGUAAUGGACCCUAAGGUAUGGAGACGCAUACCCAAAGAUCUACUGGAACGAGUCCUUUCAUUUCUGCCAUUGAAGACCUUCUUGAGCUUGAGAUCGACCUGCAAACAUUUCCACUCCCUCCUCUUCUCUCCUCCCUUCAUCACCACCUACUCCUCCUCCUUUUCCUCCUUCUUCCUGCUAUCCCACCCCCAGUUUUCCCGGAAAUACCCUCUGUUCGACACCGUACACGGCAGCUGGCGCCACCUCUCCAUCUCCCUCCCCUCCCCUGUUCUUCUGUCGUCCUCCAAUGGCCUCCUCUGUUUCUCAAUCCAGAACUCCAAUUCGUUCGUCAUAUCCAAUCUCAUCUCCAACACUUCCAGGCUCGUGAAAUUCCCGAUCCUGCCCUUCUCUAUAGAUUCCCUCACCCUGGCCUCCCUCCCCGACGGAAGCUACAAGAUUCUGGUCAUCAAGUCAUCCCAGCCGCCGUGGAAGUCAACCUUCGUCUACGACUCCUCCGACCAUUCAUGGCGGAAGUUCCAAGAUUUCAAACCGGCGCUCGCCAAUUGCAUCAAUCACCACCAGGAAGGGAUCCUGCACCGCGGGUCCUUGCACUUCAUCACCCCCGAGCCGUUCCGGGUGUUCUGCUUCGAUUUCGACUCCGGGGAGUGGCAGAGGGCGGCGAUGGAGAUGCCGGCGGCGGAGCUGACGUUCGCCCGGCUGGUCAGCGACGCCGGCGGCGGGAAGCUGUACCUGGUUGGGGGUGUGGGGAGGAAUGGGAUUUCGAGGAGCAUGAAGCUGUGGGAGAGGAAGGGGGAAGACGGCGGCGAGAGGUGGGCGGAGGUGGAGGGGGACAGUGUGCCGGAGAUGAUGUGCCGGAAGCUGAUGUCGGUGUGCUACCAUAACUACGAGCAUGUUUACUGCUUCUGGCAUCAGGGAUUGGUCUGCAUUUGCUGCUACACAUGGCCGGAGAUUCUGUACUAUAAGGUGUCGAGGAAGACAUGGCAUUGGCUUCCGAGGUGCCCGUCCUUGCCGGACAAAUGGAGCUGUGGUUUCAGAUGGUUUUCUUUCGUUCCUCAGCUCUACGCCUCUGUUUAGGACCAGAUUAGUUUGGGUUUCCCCUGUUUUCAAUUUCACAAAAAAAGAAGAACAAAUGAAAGACUUGUCGAUUGAAAAAGUGUGCCAUUUUUAAACAACAUUCAAAGAUAUAAUCAAGUCUAACGCUACAUUUGUUUGUAAUUAAUGUGGUUAGUUUUUUUUUAGUUUCUGAAAAAAAUGUAAACAAAAUAAAAGUUGAUAAAAAUUACUCCGUA